AGAUGGCCCGCGAUAAUUAUUCAGCCGCUCUCCUAUCUGAGACGACUAUAAAUGAUGUGAUUGAUGUAUAUAUGCAGGAUCCUCCAACGCCAGCCUUGCAUUGCCGCCAGCAAUUAAAUCGAUAUUCCUUUUCUCGCUCUUAUGUGCGGCCCAUGGAUAUAGCUUCAGCUCGGGCUCUUGAAACUAGGACAGACCUAGGCUCUUAACUCUUGCCCCCAAUGUGAUCCUUGUUUCGUGCGAUUUCAAAAUGGCUACCUUGGAGCACAGUGCACCAUCGCCAACACUUAAGACGUCUUUCACAAUUCAGUCUCAAAAUAUCAGCGGCGAUGCUCGAGUUCAUAAUGGAAACAGCUAUAAUACUAAUUAUAAUACAUUUCUUAUGAGACGGGCUUCUACUUUCGAAUCCCGUCGCCCCGGUAUCCUGAAAUGGCUUUCGCCUUUGAAUGUGGAAAUUGACCACGAUCGUGUCCAGGACAAAUCGCGCGUUUCCGAGCAGUCUCAAGCUUCUUCUGAUGGACAAUAUGCUGGCAAAUGGCUACUAGAAUCCGAUACGUUCGACGAUUGGGCAUCACGUAAGAUUCGCAAAUUGUGGUACUUUGGAAUGCCCGGCGCGGGAAAGACGGUACUCGCUUCCGUCAUUAUAUCUCGUUUAUUAGAGCUCCGGAGAAACCUCAAACGUUCACCCGAUAGUCCCGUGGUUGCCUAUCUAUAUCUUAGUUAUAAGGAACCACGCACAAUCGAACAGCUACUUGGGAGUAUCAUCAAACAGAUCGUCCAAGAUGAGGAACCCCUGCCGCCACCGCUUUUAAAACUUUGGACGCGCCGCGACCAAGGCGACGCCUCUGCUACAGUCAAGGAUUUAUCAGACCUACUCCACGAGUUAAGCAAAGAUCGCCAAAUAUACAUCGUAAUAGACGCGCUAGACGAGUGCCCGUCUAGCUACAGGUCUCGUUUGGUGGAGGAGCUCAAGCGGCAGCGUGACAAUCUUAGCAUCCUCUUUACCUCACGGCUACUAGACGAGUUCAAAUUUAUAUCCGAAGGUUUUGAAAAGAAAGAAAUCAAGGCCAAUUCGAGCGAUGUGGAUCUAUAUAUCGACCAUGAAUUCGGAACCAAGCCUCGCUUAAAGCAGUAUUUGGAAGAUGAUCCCACUCUGUUAUAUGAAGUGAAAACUGCGGUCCGCAACGCCUGCGACGGCAUGUUUUUGCUUGCUAGUCUUCAGAUGCAAGUAUUGGCAUCCGCCUUGACUCUCAGUGGACUGCGCGAAGAGACGCGGAGCCUUCCUAAUAGUAUCGAUGAGAUGUAUCAGCAUACUCUUGAUAGAAUCAAGAAGAUAGAACCAGGAAAGGCGAAGCUUGCUUUUGACACUUUAGCAUGGAUCGUUUCGAGUUGUCGACCCCUGCGGAUUGAAGAGCUUCAGCAUGCCCUUGCUAUCAAACCAGGGAAUCUAAUUUUUGAUUUCGAUCAGAUUUAUCGAGAGGAUGAUCUGAGAGAUUUCUGCGGGGGGCUUGUGACUAUCGUGAAUGGCGUCGUCUCGCUCAUUCAUAUAACUGCUCAAAAUUUCUUUGAUGUGAGAAGCGAUACACUAUUUCCUGGGUUUCAUUCUGAGAUCUCCCAGAGAUGCAUCGCUUAUCUCUCCCUCCCAGCCUUAGAGCAACCGGAUGACGAGGACAAUCAGAUGUCAUACGCAGAAUAUGACGAUAACCUGGAAGAUUACAACCCUACCAAAUUGCUUCAACUAUAUCAAUCCCACCGCCCCCUCCCCCGACCUUUGACUCUGAUUGAGAAGCGGAGCAUAUUUCCAUUCGCGGACUACGCAGGGCCCUUUCUAGGAUACCAUCUUCGGGAAAUAGCACACGAAGCAGAAACAGAAGAUAUACUGAAACCAUUGACAAACCUGCUCCAAACCCGCUCGAAGAGGAAUUUCUUGCUGCGCAUAAUGUGGGCACACGAUAUGCCUUCAGCGUAUUACCCUCAGUCCAUUAUGCCUUAUUCACCGGAAAGCGAGGAUGGCUCCGAUCUAGCCAGCGACCAUGGUUCGGAUACUCGCCGCAUGGACCCUUACGACUCUGACGCCGAAGAUUCAGAAAGAGAGAUAGAUUGGAUUAUUCAAGAUGUCCUCGAUGGCACUGACUCGGACUCUGAAGUAAGGUCCAGUUCUUCGUCAUCCUCGCCAGAAUCUCCUACAGAGACAUCGUCUCCCGCCGUCGAAAACAAUACACCAGAUUUAGAUCCUGAAUAUGAAAGCGAUGAUCAAGAUGAAUCAAGCAUACUUGACGCAUCAAGUGCUCCAUUAUUUCGGGGGGCAGCUAGGAGUUUCCGUGAGAUUACGCCAAUACAUUUAGCGGCGUUCCUCGGAUGGGUGCCCAUAGUCACAGUACUAUUAGGAAUCCCCGAGACAGCUGAGCAAAUUAAUGCUAUUGAUCAAUGGAAUAGGACCCCAUUGAUCAUGGCAGUCGUUGAAGGUCAUUGGGACAUCGUUCUGAUCCUCCUCGACCACAACGCAACCCUUGAUCUAAUGUCAGUUGAAGGCCCGUACGUGUUGCUACACGCAGCUCAGAACAAACGAGGAGAUGUGGUACAGAACUUGAUCACCCAUGCACGAGGCCCCCCACUACAACCUCCCGUUCACAGAUGGGAUUAUGUGAUAUUUCUAGAAGUGAUCAUUACAGCGACUUCGAAUAUACUAAUUAUCAUUAUGCUAUUCGUAGAGCAAGUCUCAGCUAUGGGGAAGUUGAAAGCGAACUCUCAAGACCAACAACUUGUCGCCCCAAACAAGGGACCUCUACGAAACACCGAGUCGCAGGCAUCUGAAGACAUGAAAGAUAGUCUUCAAUUACUCGAGGCAGCGAUGACCGGCGACGCCGACACUAUUAAACAACUAGUACACGAGGGCAAGAUUGAUCUCACGGCACGAAACUCCGUAUUUCACAUAUUAGCCCUAUUUCUAGCGGUCGAACUCAGCCAACCAAUUUCCGUCCAAGCACUACUUGAGGAGGGCGCGAAUGUGAAUAUGCGAGGGUUCGGGGGUGAUACCCCGCUUCACCGAGCAGCAUCCAGAAACCACGUCGAUAUUGUCAAGAUUCUUCUCGGAGCGAAAGCGAAUGUUGAUUUGAGGAAUGACGAUUGGCAGACGCCGUGGUCGUGUAGUUUAGAUAUGGAACAUCGUGAAGUUCUCGAUGUUCUACGCCGCGCGGGCGCUGACCCUAAUGUAAAGGGGAUGCACGGCGUCACUAAGUUGUAUUCAGCGGCGGCAGGUGGCGAUAUAAAAAUGGUGCGCUUCUUACUCGAAAGCGGUGUCGACCCGUCUAUCAAAACUAGAUUCGAUUGGGCGCCCUUGCACUGGGCUGCGAAUAAUGGUCACCUCGAAUGCGUCCGUGUACUAAUAGACGCCGGCGCCGAUGUAAACGCCAUGUCUGAUGUAUCGACGACGCCGUUGGAUAUGGCGCGAAAAACGAACCAGACAGUUAUCGCGGACAUACUAAUUCACGCAGGGGCUAAGACAGCGAGAGAGAUACUAGGGAAGGUAACCGGACCUGAGAGAUAUGAUGAGAGCGACGAGGGUGAUGAUGGCGAUGACGAGCCCGAAUCCGACUCCGAGAGUGAGCCGGAUUAUUCAAAACAAGAACUAGAGGAUCUCAAACAGAUUCAGGCUUUCCUGCGACGGGCUCAUAGCAGACAGGAUCUUUCAUCGAAGGACCGGACAAGGCUUAAGAGAGCUGCAGUGGAUUGGCUGGAGGAACUCGAAGAUGAUAUAACUACGGAAGAAGCGAAGAAGUUUUGUGAAGAAAUUAAGGAACAGCUUGGUAUAGUGCCGGAGAAUAGGGAAGUCCGGAAUGAGGACACCCCGGUAAUAGAGAUGAGACGUGAAAGUCCGGGGAGUUGAUAACAUAAAAACUAAUUAUAUUAUAUUAAAUAUUCGUUGUAACAUUGUUAUUAUCCGGCACGUAUUUAUCUUCAAGUUACUUACGUUCUCGGUUAUAAGAGUAACGUCAGUGAGGAAGGGCAGUGUUGAAAGACAGGCUACAGUAGCUUUUCUACAGAUACUCACCUCGGAGUUUUCUCUCUCGUCAGUUCGAAUAAGUAGCAACGAUGAUUAGUGAAAAGCGAUAGACCCAGACAUCACAGAAAUAGAUGAUGGAAGCUCGACGCCUCAUUUCUUGUUAGCCCGCAAUAAUAAUAUAGAGCAUACCUGGGUCGCCCAAAAUCCUCAAUGUAUACGGCAAACUGGGGGAGAGGGUGGUUGAAAAGAGUAUAUAGUUCCAAAGACGGGAAUCAGAUAUUGUGCUGGGUCAAGAUAUAAUGAUUCUCUGGUUCGUCAAGGUUGAGAGGUAUGAGGCAUUUAUGUUAGCGGUUAUUGAGUUCUAUAAAGUAAGUAACUAUUUAUAUUAGCCCCCGGAUAUCAUAGAAUACGCAGUAGCUAAGCUGCUGCGCGAAGGAAACAAAAGGCGAUAAGCUGUGGAUAUGAAAAAUAUUGGCGAAAUCGGUAACUAGAAGACCAAAGAAGUCAG
Molecule: messenger RNA, 4508 nt
Organism: Hypoxylon trugodes
Lineage: Eukaryota; Fungi; Ascomycota; Sordariomycetes; Xylariales; Hypoxylaceae
Product: ankyrin repeat-containing domain protein
Exons: 5
Coding region: 248-3883 (1211 amino acids)
Molecular function (GO): protein binding
Source: RefSeq, a predicted model, not a curated record